Molecule: messenger RNA, 1881 nt
Organism: Ustilago hordei
Lineage: Eukaryota; Fungi; Basidiomycota; Ustilaginomycetes; Ustilaginales; Ustilaginaceae
Exons: 1
Coding region: 1-1881 (626 amino acids)
Source: RefSeq, a predicted model, not a curated record
AUGGCCCACCACCCUCACAGCUCAAAUAAUGAAGCUUUGACGCAACCGCCAGACCUCCUACUAACGACGCUACCGCGACUACCAGCAGAGAUCCUCGCCGACAUCAUCGAGCUAGCCAUCCGUACAGCUUCUCCCUGCCCCCUCAUUCCCCCCUCAUCUGCCAGUACACCAGGCGAAGCUCCAAGGUCUCCCUUCACAACCCCACUCGGAGUCUCCUACACCUCAGCCUGGGCAUGGACAGGUCACUUGCUACACGUUUCCAAAUUCUUCUACUCCAUCGCACGGCCGCUUCUUCUUCAAACGCUCGCUCUCGACACGAAUGCUGCAGCAAAAUCGUUCUUCUCGGAUCAGAUAGAUAUGAGUGAUACGCUGGAUAGAGUAGAACGGGCGUGGUUCGGCAAUGUCUCUUCCCUGGCUCGAGAUGGCUUGAGGGUAGAUCCAACCGGACUGCGCUUAUCGGAGGCUGGUUGGUACGAAGAGUGUUCAGGAGGGUUUGUUGUCGGACAUGCUUAUGCUUCUCGUCCGAAGCUCAGGAGAAAGCGGAAGGGAAGGAGUGAAAAUGGUAAGGAUGGAGCUAACCCGAAACAGUAUCGAAGCGUCAGUGUAUAUUGGGCGGAAGAACAGCUGGUUGAGGAAGUAAGCGAUCCGGAACGGUCGAGCGAUAGUGAUAGUGAUGAUGGCUAUGGUAGUAGCGAGAUUGAUGCUGAAGGCGAUACUGUGCAAGAAACGGGUCCGUCAGAUGGGUAUGUGGGGUCUCUGUCUCUUUCCUCGACUGGGCAAACAUUCGCGAGUGGAGGUGGUGCAACGUCCAGACGACGGUCUCAUCAGGAUGAAGGCUCAAUACGUGACCCUCGGCUAGAUCGACCACAUGAACCCGCUUGGCAAACGCUGUAUUCGAGGCAGAGAAGAAGGUCGCCUGUUCGAACAAGAGGACAGGUUGGUGCGACGCUGGCAUCUAACGCGCAGCCGGAGAUGGGAAGUGUCAGCCAGAUCGGUCCAUCAGAAGGCGAUCUGGAUCCGUGGGAUAUGCAAGAUGCUCAGGAACGACUAGCUGCCAUUGCCAACUCUUCUGUACAGACCAAGGAGCCCGAUCUCACAGAGGCAAAUGCGGACACUGAGCUUGGCCAACCAUGCUCAUCAAACUCACCAGCAGACGAUUCGAUCGCAGACAGAAGCGCAAUGCAGCACCGUCGCCGUCGGCGAGAAAUCUACGCCUACCAUCUCUGCACAGCAACCCUCGAACCUUGGAUCAACCCCCUCCUCUCUUCAAUCCGCUCACUUCAACUCAUCACAAUCACUUUUUACCCCGGCCAUCUCCUGGACGACGACAAGCUAGAGCACAUGCUUCGUCGCAUUCUUUCGCCCUCUGAAUGCCCGCGGCUGCAGACUUUGCUAAUCAGAAUUGUGUUUGAUGCAGCAAGUGCAGGCAGUAGGUUGCGAAGGUUUGAGCGGACCAAGACGAUAGCAGGAGCAGUUGAUAGAAUUGGGGAUGAGAGGGUGAGAGUGAUGUUAGUGAAUAAUAGAGUGGGGGAGGGGGAGUUGGUGGCGCUGCCGUCUAAAGAGAUGGGGGAGGGAAGAGAGGAGGAUGCGGUAUCGGUCAGUCCCUUGAGUCGGAAAGCGAUUACGUUGACAAACGAGGGUUGGUGGUCGAGGGUAUUACAGCAGAAUCACCUUCCUCAGACUCAGGGGCAGAUAGUAGAUGAAAGGGAAGGCGGACUAGAGGCAAAGGGGGAUGGAGUUGAGCAGACGGAAAGACAGGAGAGACUGGUGUCGGAUUGGCAGAUGUUCUUCCCUCCAGAGCAACACGGGAAUCCCACGCAUCUGGUCAAUCUCAUCUGCCACUCAGAUCCUUGGCCAGAUCAUCGGAAUCCUGUAAGAUGA